GAGUCCUAUAAAGCAAGUCUUGUGAAUCAAAGACACAAGCAUAUUCACCCCCUCACAUACACACACACACACACAGAAAUGAGCUUUGCGUGCCUUGUGUGCCACAGUGUAGACAGCCCAUCUCACUCAUUUAGAAGCUACUCCGUUUCUAGCUCAGACAAUGAAGGAAGAUGCUCCGUGAUUGCGAGCUGCCUCUCAAGGACAUCACUCAUCCAAGCUGCAAGAUCGAACACUUUCCCUGCAUCGUCAUCCUCAAAGGUAACCCCACAACCCAACUUCCAAGGAGGUGAUCUGAUGAUAACAGAAGGAGCCUCUCCAAGGUUAGUGCGUAGCCGUGCAGUUAGAAGAGACAUUGUCAGAGACUGGAACUUCAACGAAACCGAGACAGAGCUUUAAACAAAAAUCAAAUCUAACUCUCUCUCUCUCUAUAGAUUAGUACUACCAUGAAUGUUCACAUAAUAUUAUAUGCAUCGCUUGUCAAAUUUUGUAUUGUGCUUACUGCUUUAUAAACCAA
This is a messenger RNA of Eruca vesicaria subsp. sativa (arugula), 514 nucleotides long. NCBI's taxonomy places the organism in Eukaryota, Viridiplantae, Streptophyta, Magnoliopsida, Brassicales, Brassicaceae. The record is from the annotation of a GenBank genome assembly.